UGAACGCCCCUCCCACCUGCAGAGCAUUCCCGUGGCCUCUGAGGAGCCCUUGCCUUAGCCCGGCCCCGUGGCACGAUGGCUUCUCAUUUCGUGGGCUUUCUCGGUGUCUUGGGCUUCCUGCUGUUGCUCGGCCUCCAGCUCGUCUGCCCGCAGCCGUCCACUGAACACAGAAAGGUCCCGCAGCGGCUGGCACUGGAGGGCGGCCCCGAGGACGGCGGCGGUGCCAUCCCUGGGGUGUGGGGCGCCUGGGGGCCCUGGUCCGCCUGCUCACGCAGCUGCAACGGCGGGGUCAAGGAGCAGACGCGCCCGUGCCUGCCCGCCUCCCCCGCGCGCGCCUUCGCCGUGUCCGGCCACGUGGUGUCGGCAGUGCGCGCGUCCCGCGCCCGCGCCCAUGCCCACGCCAGACCCGGCUCCGCGGCGCCCCCGCGCCGGAGUCUGCACCCUCAGCCCCGGGCCCGAGCACCCUCAGCGGAGAGGAGGAGCAGAGCUCAAGGUCCCAUCGGCCCUGGCAAAUACGGCUACGGCAAGGCCCCGUACAUCUUACCACUGCAGACGGACACCGCACACACACUACAGAGGCUUCGAAGGCAGAGGCCCUCGUCCCGGCCAUCCAGGUCCCAGGGGACAUCUGCCACCAGACAUGGCUACCACCUGCAAGCCCAGCAGCUCCCCCACCAGGGGCCUCUGUACCACGGUGAAAAUGGCCCUCACUCUGGGCUGCAGGCCUCGGAGGCCUCCAUCUACCAGCUGCCUUUGACCCACGACCAAGGCUUCUCUGCAGCUUCAGGUGUCUUCCACAGCCCGGAAACGAGCAGCAGCCAUGGCGUGGGGCCCCACAGGGCAGAUCGGAGCUUCUCGCACCCCCCGCGAUCUGCAGCCAUCUCGUGCAUUGGGGCCUACCGGCAGUACAAGCUCUGCAACACCAACCCCUGCCCAGAAAGCAGCAGGAGUAUCCGUGAGGUACAGUGUGCGUCCUACAACAACAAGCCGUUCAUGGGCCGGUUUUAUGAAUGGGAACCGUUUGCAGAAGUAAAGGGCAAUCACAAAUGCGAGCUGAACUGCCAAGCGACCGGUUACCGCUUCUACGUGCGGCAGGCUGAGAAGGUCAUUGACGGCACACCCUGUGACCAAAACGGCACAGCCAUCUGCGUGUCAGGACAGUGCAAGAGCAUUGGCUGCGAUGACUUCCUGGGCUCCGACAAGGUCGUGGACAAGUGCGGGGUGUGUGGCGGCGACAACACGGGCUGUCAGGUGGUGUCAGGCGUGUUUAAACAUGCCCUCACCAGCCUGGGCUACCACCGCGUUGUGGAAAUCCCCCAGGGAGCCACAAAAAUCAACAUCACCGAGAUGCACAAGAGUAACAACUAUCUGGCCUUACGAAGCCGUUCGGGCCGCUCCAUCAUCAAUGGGAACUGGGCAAUUGACCGUCCUGGAAAAUACGAGGGUGGAGGGACUAUGUUCACCUAUAAGCGUCCCAAUGAGAUUUCAAGCACCGCUGGAGAAUCCUUUCUGGCUGAAGGUCCCACUAACGAGAUCUUGGAUGUCUACAUGAUACACCAGCAGCCCAACCCCGGCGUGCACUACGAGUACGUCAUCAUGGGCACCAACGCCAUCAGCCCGCAGGUGCCGCCACAGAGGAGACCAGGGGAGCCCCUCAAUGGCCAGCUGGAUGCAGAAGGCCGGAGCCAGGAAGGCAGAGAGGAGGAGAGAGCGGAAGAGAAGCAGGGCUCGCGUGGGGAAGCCCGGGAGGUCUUCACCUCCGAAGCCGCCCAGACUUUCUCCGUCAGGCUUCCAGACAGAUUCUCUUCCCAUCGGCCGGACAACUCGGUGCCACCAGCACCGCAGCCCCCGAGGCGGAGCCGGGAUCACAACUGGAAACAGCUGGGGAUCACAGAGUGCUCCACAACCUGUGGGAAAGGCUCGCAGUAUCCAAUUUUCCGCUGUGUGCACAGAAGCACCCAUGAAGAGGUUCCUGAGAGCUACUGUGACCCCAGCAUGAAGCCGACCCCCGAGGAGGAGCCCUGCAACCUCUUCCCCUGCCCGGCCUUCUGGGACAUCGGGGAGUGGUCUGAGUGUAGCAAGACCUGCGGGCUGGGUAUGCAGCACAGGCAGGUCCUGUGCCGCCAGGUCUAUGCCAACCGCAGCCUCACGGUGCAACCCUACCGCUGCCAGCACCUGGAGAAACCCGAGACCACCAGCACGUGCCAGCUCAAGAUCUGCAGUGAGUGGCAGAUCCGCACCGACUGGACCUCAUGCUCCGUGCCCUGCGGCGUGGGACAGAGAACCCGGGAUGUGAAGUGCGUGAGCAACCUGGGGGACGUGGUGGCAGACGAGGAAUGCAACAUGAAGCUGCGGCCCAGCGACAUCGAGAACUGCGACAUGGGCCCCUGCGCCAAGAGCUGGUUCCUCACUGAGUGGAGCGAGAGGUGCUCGGCGGAGUGCGGGGCCGGCGUGCGGACGCGCUCCGUGGUGUGCAUGACCAACCACGUCAGCAGCCUGCCUCUGGAGGGCUGCGGGAACAACCGGCCGGCCGAGGCCACCCCGUGUGACAACGGGCCCUGUGCCGGCAAGGUGGAGUGGUUCUCGGGGAGCUGGAGUCAGUGCUCCAUGGAGUGCGGGAAUGGGACCCAGCAGCGGGAGGUGAUUUGUGUCAGGAAGAACGCAGAGGCCUUCGCUGUGCUGGACCCCUACGAGUGUGCCUUCCUGGAGCGACCCCACAGCCAGCAGCCCUGCCACCUCAGGCCAUGUGGAGCCAAGUGGUUUAGCACGGAGUGGAGCAUGUGCUCCAAGAGCUGCCAGGGUGGCUUCCGGGUCCGGGAAGUGAGGUGUCUGGCAGAUGACAUGAGCCUGAGUAAUCUCUGCGACCCUCAGCUGAAACCAGAGGAGAGAGAAUCCUGCAAUCCUCAGGAUUGUGUUCCUGAAAUUGAUGAAAACUGCCAGGACAAGUACUACAACUGCAAUGUGGUGGUGCAGGCACGCCUCUGUGUCUACAACUACUACAAGACAGCCUGCUGCGCGUCUUGUGCCCGGGUGGCCGCCAAGCACGCCGGCCUCCUGGGGAGCAGAUAACGCAUACCCUGUCCUAGAGCACUGCUGGCUACCCUCAUCUCUGGCCACAUGCUCCUUCUGUGCUAGGAGCUCGGUGCCAGGGCAUUAGAAAGCCACAGCUGCCCUCUGAGCAGUGCCAUGGACUCAAGACUCCAGGAAGCCAGCACCUGCAAAUGGUGCCCACACAGCCCUGGUGCUGUCCAAGUCAGCAGAUAUCCCUGCUGGGAGCUGCCCCAUGUGACCCGGUGCUUCUGGCCUCUCCAAAGUGGGUACUACCUGGGGGUCAGAGGAGGCAGUGCCCCCUGGCAGACCUCCUCAGCCUCUCUGACAAUGAACCCCGCUGUGACGUAUUUUCACCCUCCAAGCCAUCAGCCCAUCUUCCUGCCUUAGGAUGCCUACAUCAGCAGGGCUGUCUGGUGCUGCAGCCAGUGUUUUCCCGAAUACUGGCUCCUUAGUGUCUGAGAGGCAGUGGAUGAGUAAUUCUCCCAUUUCCACUUUUUUUUUUAAUAAGGAAACUGAGGCCCAUCUCAGGAACUGUCAUGUGGCAGAGCUGAGUACCUGCCCAGUCGCCUGCCCAGUUAUCUGCCCACAGCCUUCACCUACCACCAUCACCUCCUGGGGCCUGAAGGUGGCUGUCUCCUUUCCAGGCAGAAGGCUGAGAAGUUGCCCCGCAGCAAACACAGCCUGGGAUUCAGCUUCUCCCCUCUGCAGUGUGAGGCUCGGGUCCCAUGUCCCAUGCCAGGUUCUUCCCCUCCACAGAGGGACAGCUCCAGCUUCCCUAAGUGCAGCAGCAGCAGGAGCAGCAGCAGAUCCCUGUGCUGGGAACAGGACAGCCACAGGGAGAGCCAAGGGGUUGCCUGCUAUGCUGGCGCUGCCCCAAGUGACAACAUGUCCCUCUCACCACCCUCAGCCAUCUCUCCCAGGCUCCAUGCUGUGCAUGGCUGCUGUGGGGUCUAAGCUGAGAGCCCCGCAGAGCUUCCAAGUCUCACUCGGGUCUUUCAGGAGCGCUCUGUGGCUUUUUCUCUGUGCCUCACACGCCUCCCCUCGCCCACAUGACUCACGGCCCUCACUUCCCCUAGACUUGACCACGACCUGCAUUCAUGCAGCUGGCCUGGGAGAAGCCAUGAACCCCAAUUCACUUCACCCAGCAAGAGAACUGCAGAGGGCUCUGGCCUGAGCAGGGGUGCAGCACACCUAGAAAACAAAAAGCAAUUUCAAUAUUGUUUUUCUUUCCUCCAUCAAGAAGAAUAUCAAGCUAAACAACUGUGGACUUGUAAAUGUCUCCCAUUCGAGGUCCUGGGCAUAUUUCCCUUUCCAAACAAGCCUUACGCUUACCCCUAAGCAUUUUGACCAUUAAGUUGAUGAGGAUUGGCAGCCACCCACUUGCAUUCCUCUAGCCUCUCUCUGGGUGGUACUCUGGGGGUGUUUUGCCAGCUCCUGAACUUGGAGGGCCCGGAUGCAUUUCCAGGGCAUCCCAUCCUCUCCCUCUGUUCAGAUGACAGGCAGGUCCCACUGCUGCACCACAGGGUACCACUAGGAGACCAGAGAUGCCCGGGAAAUACAGGUUCCUGUCCUAGCCCUGUCUGGUGUCCUGUUUUCCCACAGGCUAUGCCUUUAGGGCCUGCUGAUUGAGCAGACCAUUUGAGCUGCUUGCAAUUUUUCGCCACCCACAGGGGCCGCCAAUGCCAAGGGGUAGAGACAGGAGGCUGGUUUAGGUGAACAAAGAAAGAGCUCCAGCAAUCCAAGCCAUCCACGAGGGGCGCAGACCACCACCCCAAGGGAGCGCCUUGUCCCUAAAGAGACUUCCCUGACCUGUUGGAGGGCAACGCCCCAGUCCUUUCAGCUCAGGAAUUCUCAGGCCUGGAUCAGUGAUGGCUGUACCUCCUUAGCAUCCACGUGUCCUGAGGCUCCCCCGUGCUACCUAGCCACCUCUGAGAGAACGGGGGUCCUCCCAGGACAUGGCCAUUCUGCCGCGUGUGGAGUUGAGCCAGCCUGUGCCUUCACAGGGAGAAGGGGACCCCAGCUAGGGGGCUUCUUUCGAGCAAACAGUCGAGCUAUUCUUGGGGUCCACACAUAUUUGGGACCAGGUAAUCAGAACAGAGGCUUUGUUGCUUGCAGCCCGAGGAAGCGCUGGGUGUGCAGUUCUCAUUUCAGCCCCUGACCACACAGUCUGCUGCGUGGCGCAUCCCACCAGGACUUGGGUGUUUCCUGUGGUCCUGUGCCAGGGUGAAGCCCAGGAAAGCCCACCUUGGGGCACUCUUCUCCAGAGAUGCUGUCUCCUUUCCCAGCACCUAUCCCCCCUCUGUCCUGUCAUCACCCACCAGCACCUUCCCAGGCUUCCUCCUUCCUUCCUUGGCCAGAAUGCAGAAUGAGAAUUCAUAUUUUAACACCGCCCCCCUGCCGCCCCCGUACUGCGUUGCCUUGUUCCCUGCAAUUUUAAAAUUAGAUACAGCUGUUAUGUGUUUUCCCUUGCAGAACUCAGCAAAACCUCGGAGCGAAGUCGUGCUUCUCCCAGCCUAGGGCAAGGGCCACCUCCUGACCUCUGUCCUACCCAGACUCAGGGCCCACCUGAAGGGUUUGGAAAGGGACAGGAAAUACCCGACGUUGCAAAGCUCUUUGCAAACCCGCCACUAGAGGGAGACAGUUCCCCGCAGGAAAGGUUUCGGGGCAGCCCAGCCUGAGGGAACCCCUGGGGUAGCUGUCAAAACCGAUUGCAUCUGUCCCUCUGUCUUCCCGUCCCAGCAGGAAUGAACUCUUUCUUCAUUCCCCUGAGUAUACAUCAGUCCCUCAUUCCCAGGGUAGCUUUAUGAAAGGAGAGAAAAUAGGAGACACUAGCUUGACUUGUUCUCAUCAAGCGAACGGUUUGGCACCAAGAGAAAUCUAGGUAUUAGUGUACUAAGCCAGUGUUUUCUGUUUUCAUCAUUGUCCACUAAUAGUGCUCAGGUAGAGUCAGGGUAACAAUUUUCAAAAGAAGAAGAAUACAGAAAUAGAAGGGAUAAGAGACAACCAGAAGCAGAAGCGAAGCCACGUUGAAUAUUCUGCAUCAGCCCAGCAGGUGGAGACCAAAUCCAGUCUUUGCCAUUUUUAACAGUUUGGAUGGGGAAGUCAGUGCUUUACUGGAAGAGAAACUGACUGACAGGAAAUAGAGAACUGCUGGCUUAGCUAACAGCUGCCGGAUCUAAACAGAUCAGAAGAGUGGAUUACAGUCCAGAUCUUAACAGCUCACCAGGAAGCAACCUAAAGAUUUACCUUUGGAUGUUUAAAAACCAUACAAGGAAAAGGUUAGGCGAUGUAUUUCAGUGAACAAAGCUGAAGAAAGUAGAAUAAAGCCACCAAAAAAUAAAAUUCACGGGGCUGGGGAGAUGACUCAGUAGAAUAAGCGCUUGCCUGGCAAAAAUAAAUAAAAUUCACAAGGGUUUAGGUGACCCAAGAAGACAUGGGUGCCACAUUUCAUCUGGGGCCACACCUUGGGAGACUGUUGCCCGUGUGGAAUGUCCAGGUGGGGAAAACCAGCUGGGCUGGAUAGAGAGAGCGGGACACCUUGUAAGAGUGUGGGGUGUGGGGAUGGUUCGGCCCCAUGGGAGCCAUCCUAGGCCAGGAGAGAGAAGUUACAGGGAGUUGGAUGUUUGCUCUUGCAGGAGAACCACUUGGCAGUGUCAGAAAGCUUGUGGCCAGUGGUGACUGGCCCAUCCUUAGAGAUAUCACCAAAACCAGAUGGCCCUGUGUCAGGAUAUAGGAGAGGGUCUCAGACAACCGGCUGGCCACCAUGAUGUUCAGGGUCACUUCCAAGUCAGGGUUUGGGCACUUAUGUUAAUAGAACAGCUUGGUGAGGACUUCAAGUGCAACCCACAAGCGUCCCGUCCCACUCCCAGCUUUUGCUCCCACGUGGGCCAUUUCAGACCCAUCGAUGCUUCUGUCCCCUAAGCAUGUGGCUUCGUAUGUCUGAGAACCACUGGCAGCAUGGGGAGAGAUGUCCGUCUGGUCCUGUGUCACAGAGGACACAAAUGUGGUAUGGCCAGGGAGACAGCACGUCCAGGAGCCAGGAGCCCUUUACCUCCCACCUGCCUCUCUCAGUUUCUGGCUUUCCUCUACCACUUCGGGGCAGAGUGAUUCUCUCUGCCCUGAACCAUCCCUGAGUCCUCAUUCUACCCAGAUUCUCUUUGUGCCCUGGCUCAGGAACCACUAGACAGUGACAACUCCCAGCCAGUGUGCUCAGUGUCUUCCAGACGGUGAGCCCCUGCUCAGUGCCAGGAAACCCCUUCUGUUACCUCCAAGGAACCCCUACCUGCCUGGACCCCCUGCUCCUCUCUGCGGUUUGACAGAAGGAUAUACUUUGUGAUAACUUAUUAUGUUGUUCUUUGUAAAUACAAGAUGUUUAUAGGAAAUAUGUAUUCUGAACUCUAUCUGCAGAAUAAGUCACUACACCAAAAUAGUUCUAUAAUUUAGAGUAUGUUAAUUUUAAAGGGACCGAAUAGGUAUUUAUUUGCAUAUACCAUCCACUUUUGUGCAAAAUCUCUGUCCAUACUAACCAGCUUCCUGGAAUGCCACUACCCCAUACUGCCUUAUUCUAAGUCCAUUUUUACCAUCAUUUAGUACACAGAAGAGUCAAACUCAUUGGGGUUUAAGAGCAAACAUAAAUUACUCUCCUUCUGACUGUUCAGGGCUUUCACUCGGGCAUCGUUCCUGGACAUAAUUUCUGUCUUUCCACUUUAACAUUUAUUUCCUCGUAUAAUCUGCCUGCGUCUUGUCCCUGUGUAUUCUGAGGACACAUGGCCUGUCCCACAUCCUUCUUGUCCUCCUUGUGUCACCUGCCGUUAGGCCAACAGGGUCAGAGCUGCAGAUCGGGCAGGGAGAGGCUUGAAGGCCUGUGGCUCCAGUGGUCCCUCUGGGGACUGGGCCAGGGCAACAGGUUGUCCUGUGACUGCGUAGCCAGGAUGCAGAGGCCAGGAGCAUACUGCACACUCCAUCCGCCCCUGCCCCUGGGCGGAGUGAGACUGUUCUAUAGAGUGGAGAGCGCAUGGUGGAUUAUACGAGUAAAUACGGCCUGUUUUCAGGAAAAAUGACAAUUAUUUUGUGUAUGACUAAUUUAUUUUUAUUGUAAAAAUACAAUAAACAGUUA
Messenger RNA from Octodon degus (degu), 8167 nucleotides. RefSeq names its product thrombospondin type 1 domain containing 4 (gene Thsd4). Gene Ontology annotation, cellular component: extracellular matrix. The transcript is spliced from 18 exons. The record is from RefSeq and is a predicted model, not a curated record. NCBI's taxonomy places the organism in Eukaryota, Metazoa, Chordata, Mammalia, Rodentia, Octodontidae. Bases 76 to 3069 code for a protein of 997 amino acids. Gene Ontology annotation, molecular function: metalloendopeptidase activity. Gene Ontology annotation, biological process: extracellular matrix organization.